AUGUCGGCCCUUUCAAGAUGCGCCCGGCCUUUAAUGCAGGCUGCAGUGCGCCGACAAGGUUACGCAACUGCUUCCGCAGCAUACACCUCGACGGCCGAAAACCUUCGAAUCACUAAGGAUACCAAGGUUAUCUACCAAGGCUUCACCGGCAAGCAGGGAAGUUUCCAUGCCGAACAAGCUAUCGCAUACGGUACUCAAGUAGUUGGAGGAACGAAUCCUAAGAAGGCUGGACAAACACAUCUUGGUCUUCCAGUCUUUGCAAAUGUUGCAGACGCUGUGAGGCUAUCUGGAGCUACUGCCUCAGCCAUCUUUGUGCCUCCUCCUGUUGCUGCAGCGGGUAUUGAAGAAGCUAUCGCUGCUGAGAUUCCGUUGGUAGUAUGUAUCACCGAGGGUAUCCCACAACACGAUAUGGUUCGUAUCACGGAUAUUUUGAAGACACAAGGAAAGACUCGUUUGGUUGGACCCAACUGCCCCGGUAUCAUUGCACCAGGACAAUGUAAGAUUGGUAUUAUGCCUGGGUUCAUCCACAAGAGGGGUCGUAUCGGGAUCGUCUCUCGCUCUGGAACCUUGACCUAUGAAGCUGUCAACCAAACUACACAAGCAGGGCUUGGCCAAUCGCUCGUCGUUGGAAUCGGUGGUGAUCCUUUCUCCGGAACAAACUUCAUUGACUGCUUAAAGGUUUUCUUGGAAGAUGAGGAGACGGAUGGUAUCAUCAUGAUUGGUGAGAUUGGAGGAUCUGCCGAAGAAGAUGCUGCCGAAUUCUUGAAGGAGUACAACACGGCACAAAAACCAGUUGUCAGCUUUAUCGCUGGUAUCUCUGCUCCACCAGGACGGAGAAUGGGUCACGCCGGUGCUAUCGUUAGCGGUGGAAAGGGAGGAGCUGAUUCCAAGAUCUCAGCUCUUGAGGCUGCCGGUGUUAUCGUAGAACGAAGUCCGGCUAUGCUUGGAAAGACGUUGCAUGCUGAGUUUGUACGAAAGGAUAUGAUUUGA
Lachnellula hyalina is the source of this 990-nucleotide messenger RNA. It is a transcript of the gene tca-8, whose product is annotated as Succinate--CoA ligase [ADP-forming] subunit alpha, mitochondrial. Gene Ontology annotation, cellular component: succinate-CoA ligase complex (ADP-forming); mitochondrion. The transcript is spliced from 7 exons. Gene Ontology annotation, biological process: tricarboxylic acid cycle. NCBI's taxonomy places the organism in Eukaryota, Fungi, Ascomycota, Leotiomycetes, Helotiales, Lachnaceae. The record is from RefSeq and is a predicted model, not a curated record. Gene Ontology annotation, molecular function: succinate-CoA ligase (ADP-forming) activity; succinate-CoA ligase (GDP-forming) activity. Bases 1 to 990 code for a protein of 329 amino acids.